AGAUUAUGAGAAUUCAUCAGUGGGGAUUACUUGCAAGAAAUACCCAUUAACCUUCCUUGUAGAGACUGCUCUACUUGUUCACUGUGCUGACAUAUAAUCAGAAUAUAUGCCCUCAAUCUACCCUUGUAUUCUCCUUAUCCAAGUCUAUUUAUAGAAGAGCCUCCUCCAGUUGUCAUUAUUCUAUCUUCUUUGCAAUAUCCAGCAAUGGGGAAUAAUUGCCUGCCUCUCUCAUCUUCUUCCAAGCAAAGCAAAUAUCUGCCCAUUGACACCAUUUUCAAGCUUCCUUCAUCAAGUCCCACUUGGCCACCAGGUGAAGGAUUUGGCAGUGGAGUGAUUGAUCUAGGAGGGCUCCAAGUCUAUGAAACUUCAAAUUUCACCAAAGUUUGGGCUGCGAAAGAAGGGGGUCCAGGUGACCUUGGAGCAACCUUCUUUGAGCCUUCCCAGAUCCCUGAUGGAUUCUCCAUGCUUGGCUGCUACAGCCAGCCCAACAACCGGCGGCUUUUUGGGUCGGUUCUUGUCGCCAAAGAUGUGACAGAUGAUGCAUCAAGAGGGGCGCUAGCAACGCCAAUUGACUACACUCUGGUCUGGAGCAGUGAGUCCUUGAAAAUUAUGGCCGAUGGCAAUGGCUAUAUCUGGCUGCCAACACCACCAGAUGGCUACAAGGCUGUCGGCCAUGUUGUGACCACCUCUCCAAGCAAGCCUUCUCUUGACAAAAUCCGAUGCGUUCGAUCUGAUCUCACCGAUGAAUGUGAGAUAAAAAGUUGGAUUUGGGGACCGGAGAAUGAAAUAAAAUCAGAUGAUUUCGGUGUGUAUAGCUUGCAGCCUAAAAAUAGAGGCACCAACGAGGCUGGCGUACCAGUUGGAACCUUUUUAGCCCAAAACAAUGGCUCUGUUCCUCCUCCAUCUCUAGCUUGCUUGAAGAACAACAGUAAAUCCAACUUAUCUUCCAUGCCUAAUCUAAGCCAACUUGAGGCUUUGGUCCAAGCUUACUCUCCAUGGAUUUACUUUCAUCCUAAAGAAACUUACCUACCUUCUUCUGUGAAUUGGUAUUUUAGCGAAGGUGCACUGUUAUACAAGCAAGGGGAAGAAUCAAAGCCUGUUGCAAUCGAGCCAAAUGGUGCGAAUCUUCCCCAAGGCGGCUCAAAUGAUGGCACGUACUGGAUGGACCUCCCGGUUGAUGAGAGCGCGAAAGAGAGGAUUCUCAAGGGAGAUUUGAACAGCUCCGAGACUUAUUUGCACGUCAAGCCAAUGCUAGGAGCAGCUUAUACAGACAUUGCUAUAUGGAUCUUCUACCCUUUCAAUGGACCGGGCACUGCGAAGCUUGGCCUGAUCGACAUCCCAUUGGGGAAGAUUGGGGAACAUAUUGGAGAUUGGGAGCAUUUGACUCUAAGAAUCAGCAACUUCAAUGGGCUGCUACAGAGUGUCUACUUCUCAGAGCACAGCUCGGGGGAAUGGAUAGAUGCCCCGAUGCUGGAAUUCCUAAAGGGGAAUAAGCCCGUGGGCUAUUCCUCUCGGAAUGGCCAUGCUUUCUACGCGAAGCCAGGCCUUGUCUUGCAGGGGGCUGCUGGGAUUGGGAUAAGGAAUGACACGGCGAAAAGUGACAAGAUGAUCGAUACUGGGGCAAGGCAUUCGGUGGUUUCAGCCGAGUAUCUUGGCAAGGAGGAAAUUGUGGAGCCACCAUGGCUGAACUAUGCUAGGAAAUGGGGUCCAAAGGUUACACAUGACAUCGGGAAGGAGGUCGAGAAGGUGGAGAGUGUGUUGACGGGGGACCUGAAAUCGGCAUUUGAGAGUUUGGUGAACAUUCUGCCUGACGAAGUCUAUAGUGAAGAUGGUCCUACUGGCCCCAAGUUGAAGAAGAAUUGGAUUGGAGAUGAGGUUUGAAGCUUAAGACAGAAUUCUCUCAUACACUAAUUAAAGCCAAUUCAGUUGCAAGCAGAAGUGGCUCCUCUAUUCUUCAGAUCUUUGCUUGCUUUUCACUAAACAAAAGCCUGGUUUUGUGUUUCUGAUUAGUUUCAUUCUUUGUGAAGCAGCAGCAGCAGCAGCUUGGGAUGCUCUUCUGUAGCAUAUAAAGUUUCCACUAUACUGUGAAUCUCUGUGUGUUGUACUUGUCUCUUUUCUCAGCUAAGAAAUGUUUAAGCUUUAAUGGGUAA
Messenger RNA from Diospyros lotus (date-plum), 2150 nucleotides. RefSeq lists its product as hypothetical. The record is from RefSeq and is a predicted model, not a curated record. The transcript has 2 exons. Bases 205 to 1881 code for a protein of 558 amino acids. Lineage: Eukaryota; Viridiplantae; Streptophyta; Magnoliopsida; Ericales; Ebenaceae.